Molecule: messenger RNA, 603 nt
Organism: Dermochelys coriacea (leatherback sea turtle)
Lineage: Eukaryota; Metazoa; Chordata; Testudines; Dermochelyidae
Product: actin-like protein 7B
Cellular component (GO): nucleus; cytoplasm
Source: RefSeq, a predicted model, not a curated record
AUGACAGCUGCGCAGGAAGGACUUGGAGAGGAUAACUUGUUGUUGGGGACAUACCUUCUGAAUGCUAAAAUACCAUUAAACCUAGUCAGUCCAUUGACACAUGUUAUGGUGAACUUGAAUUGUGUCCACAAUAUUUGGGAAUAUUUCUUGUACAGGGAUAUCUGUAUCCAUUCUGAGGUCCACACUGUCUUGAUAGCAGACCCUCCACUGAGACUUGUCACCAAUAAGGAAAGAUCUGCAGAGCUGCUCUUUGAAAUCUUGUGUGUCCCACCAAUGCUUACAGCUUGCCAGUCUACACUGUCCAUGUAUUCUUAUGGAAAGACCUCAGGUCUGGGUGUAGAAAGUGGCCACUGGGUUUUCUGCAUACUACCUAUCCAUUCAGGUGGUAUGCUGCAAAAUAUUUCCAAUAAUAUGAACUGUGCUGGAGAGGACCUCACACAAUACCUAAUGAAAUUGUGUUUAAAUGAAUCUGAGAACAUGUUUACAGACACACAUCUCCACAGAUUGGAAUGCAUCAAGCAAAAGUGUUGCCUUGCUGCUUCUGAUCUUGAUUCACUAUGGGUUUGGCACCUGAUCAAUACCACGCUGAUUAAGAACUUCUAG